GAUUGCAGAACAGUGCUCAAUUUUACUGGUUCUUCAACGAAAGUAGAACUGCGUAUCCGCGUUCCCUUUCGGCAAAACUGUGCUUCAAAAUGCGUUCUUUACCUCUCUUGCUCAUUCUUGCUGCUAUAUUUGUCCUUUGUUCAGCGAGGCCUCAACAGUCUAAUUCUGCGCCACGAGCCAGGCGCUCAUCGUGCGUUGACUGGUAUCAGAGCUACUGCGCUUAUUGGCGAAACUUGGGAUACUGCCAGCCUAACAGCUAUUACUACAGUUCAAUGAAGUACUACUGCAAGAACACAUGUGGACUCUGUGGGGAUCCCAGUUCCAGUUGUACAGACCAUUCCUAUUAUGCCGGCUAUUAUUGCAACUAUUGGAAAAGCGUGGGUUAUUGCCAAAAAGGAAACUAUUACUAUGCCUCUAUGAAGGUGUACUGUCCGGCUACAUGUGGCAUGUGUGGGGAUGCUUGCCCAGCGGAUAAAGUGAGAGACUGUCCCUACUGGAAAGGCCUUGGUUAUUGCAGCUCAAACAGUCAAUACUACCAGUAUAUGUUAAUGAACUGCCAGACAACAUGCGACUUUUGUGUCCAACCAACAACGGCAAAACCUGUGACCACUAAUCCAAGCACGACUUCCAAACCAUCACCAACAACUACCAGCGCACCGGGAACAACAUCUAACCCUUCAACCACAGCUGCACCAGAUACCACGUCUAACCCUUCAACCACAGCUGCACCAGGUACCACAUCUAACCCUUCAACUACAGCUGCACCAGGUACCACAUCUAACCCUUCAACCACAGCUGCACCAGGUACCACGUCUAACCCUUCAACUACAGGUGCACCAGGUACCACAUCUAACCCUUCAACUACAGGUGCACCAGGUACCACAUCUAACCCUUCAACCACAGCUGCUCCAGGUACCACAUCUAACCCUUCAACUACAGGUGCACCAGGUACCACAUCUAACCCUUCAACCACAGCUGCUCCAGGUACCACAUCUAACCCUUCAACCACAGGUGUACCAGGUACCACGUCUAACCCUUCAACUACAGGUGUACCAGGUACCACAUCUAACCCUUCAACCACAGCUGCUCCAGGUACCACAUCUAACCCUUCAACCACAGGUGUACCAGGUACCACGUCUAACCCUUCAACUACAGGUGUACCAGGUACCACAUCUAACCCUUCAACCACAGCUGCUCCAGGUACCACAUCUAACCCUUCAACCACAGGUGUACCAGGUACCACGUCUAACCCUUCAACUACAGGUGUACCAGGUACCACAUCUAACCCUUCAACCACAGCUGCUCCAGGUACCACAUCUAACCCUUCAACCACAGGUGUACCAGGUACCACGUCUAACCCUUCAACUACAGGUGUACCAGGUACCACAUCUAACCCUUCAACCACAGCUGCUCCAGGUACCACAUCUAACCCUUCAACCACAGGUGUACCAGGUACCACG
Messenger RNA from Orbicella faveolata, 1460 nucleotides. RefSeq lists its product as uncharacterized. Lineage: Eukaryota; Metazoa; Cnidaria; Anthozoa; Scleractinia; Merulinidae. The record is from RefSeq and is a predicted model, not a curated record. Gene Ontology annotation, cellular component: extracellular region.